CCCAAGACCUUAGCUUAGCUAGCUUCAACCUUUCCCAUUCUCCAAACACUUUUUUCUUUCUUUCUUUCUCCAUCACUGUCAAAGCUUUCACACUACUCUCUUUCUUUUUCUCUCACACAAACGCUGUUCUUUGUCAAAUUCUUCUCUUCUCAGCUCUUCACUACUUGGGUUUCUGGUUUAGAAAGGUAAGCCUUGUGAAACCCUUUGCUGUUUUUCUUUGUUUAGAUUUCUUCAGAAGAAAGAAAAAAAUGGUGUCUUUGGUUUUGUUUGUUCUUUUGAUGCUGUGCAACUCGCAUGGACUGGUGAGUUCAUUGAACGGUGAAGGGUAUGCCCUUUUGUCGUUUAAGCAAGCCAUUACACAAGACCCAGAAGGGUCUCUGAGUAACUGGAACUCUUCUGAUGAGAACCCUUGUGCAUGGAAUGGGGUCACAUGCAAGGAGCUUAGAGUUGUUUCACUCAGCAUUCCAAAGAAGAAACUUGCUGGGUUUCUUCCUUCUGCUCUUGGGUCCAUCUCUGGGCUUCGUCAUUUGAAUUUAAGGAACAAUAAAUUGAAUGGAAGCUUGCCAGUUGAGCUUUUUGAAGCUCAGGGGCUACAAAGUUUGGCCCUUUAUGGAAAUUCCUUAUCUGGGUCUGUGUCAAAAGAGGUUGGGAAGCUUAAGUAUCUUCAAACUUUAGAUUUGUCUCAAAAUUUUCUUAAUGGGUCUAUUCCUGCAUCAAUUCUUCAGUGCAAGAGACUCAGAGCCCUUGAUAUUAGUCAGAAUAAUUUCACUGGUUCUCUGCCAGAUGGGUUUGGAAAAGCAUUUGUUUCUCUGGAAAAGCUUGAUCUUUCCUUCAACAAGUUCAAUGGCCCAAUUCCUGGUGAUAUUGGAAAUUUGUCUAGCUUGCAGGGCACUGUUGAUUUGUCUCAUAAUCUUUUUUCUGGUCCCAUACCAGCUAGUCUUGGAAACCUUCCUGAGAAGGUCUAUAUUGAUCUCACUUAUAACAAUUUAAGCGGUCCAAUACCCCAAACUGGUGCUCUAAUGAACAGAGGGCCAACUGCUUUUAUUGGGAAUCCUGGACUCUGUGGCCCCCCUUUGAAGAACCCAUGCUCUUCAGAAACUCCUGGUGCAAGUUCACCUUCCUCAUUUCCAUACCUGCCAGAUAAUUCUCCACCUCAGGAUUCUGAUUCUGGAAAGAGUGAAAAAGCCAAAGGUUUAAGUAAGGGUGCUGUGAUUGCUAUAAUAGUCUGUGAUAUAAUUGGUAUAUGCCUUGUUGGGCUGCUUUUCUCUUAUUGUUACACGAGGAUUUGUUCUUGUAGAGGCCGAAAGGAUGAACAUGGUCAUGGUUUUGGCAAGGGAGGGAAGGGAAGAAAGGAGUGCUUGUGCUUCAGGAAAGAUGAGUCUGAGACUCUAUCAGAAAAUGUAGAGCAGUAUGAUCUUGUGGCGUUGGAUACCCAGGUGGCUUUUGAUCUGGAUGAGCUUCUAAAGGCCUCUGCUUUUGUUCUUGGAAAGAGUGGAAUUGGGAUUGUUUAUAAAGUUGUUCUUGAAGAGGGGCUAACAUUAGCCGUGAGAAGACUAGGGGAAGGAGGUUCCCAAAGAUUUAAGGAGUUUCAGACAGAAGUAGAAGCAAUUGGGAAGCUAAGGCAUCCUAAUGUUGUAACUUUGAAAGCUUACUACUGGUCUGUAGAUGAGAAGCUGCUCAUAUAUGAUUACAUUUCCAAUGGAAAUCUUUCCACUGCACUUCAUGGGAGGUCUGGAACAGAGUCAUUCACACCUCUAUCAUGGUCUGUUCGGCUAAAAAUCAUGAAAGGAAUUGCAAAAGGUUUGGUCUAUCUCCAUGAGUUCAGCCCCAAGAAAUAUGUUCAUGGUGAUUUGAAGCCUAAUAACAUUCUUCUUGGACAAAACAUGGAACCCCAAAUUUCCGAUUUUGGACUCGGUCGCCUUGCUAAUAUUGCUGGAGGUUCUCCCACCUUGCAAUCUAGCCGAAUGGCCACAGAUAAGUCACAAGAGAGGCCACAAAAGAGUGCUUCUGAUGCCACUACUGUUGCUUCGUCUACUACUACUACUACUAACUUGGGAUCUUGUUAUAUUGCUCCUGAAGCACUGAAAGUGGUGAAACCAUCCCAGAAGUGGGAUGUUUAUUCGUAUGGUGUUAUCCUGCUAGAAAUGAUUACUGGCAGAUUGCCCAUAGUCCAAGUAGGUUCCUCUGAAAUGGAUUUGGUUCAUUGGAUUCAGCUCUGCAUUGAAGAGAAGAAGCCUCUCUCAGAUGUUUUAGACCCUUAUUUAGUCCAAGAUGCCGAAAAGGACGACGAGAUUAUUGGAGUUAUUAAGAUUGCAAUGGCUUGCAUUCAAACUAGUCCUGAGAAGAGACCAACAAUGAGGCAUGUAGGUGAAGCUUUGGACAGGCUGAUCAUAUCUGAUUCUUGAGAAACCCAACAAGCUAGUGAGAAUCCUUUUCUUCAUGUUUUAGCCUUAAGUGAUCAUAUGAAACCAUGAAAGAAGAACCCUUUUACAAUUGUAAUUUGACAUAGAUCUGCAUGACUUCAAAUUCAUUGUAAGUUUCUCAACUUCUUUUAGCUAUUAUUGCAUUGGACUGGCUCAAGUUAGGUCUGCAACAAGAGCAUGCUUUCAAGUGUUAUUUGAAAUUGAGUUUGUUUUUAGUAUAUAUGUGUGAAAGUUUGUCUUAUUUUUGCUCUUGUUGCAGGCCUUUUGUAUCCUUUUGUUCAAUUUAUUUAUUUAUUACUAUUUCUUACU
Molecule: messenger RNA, 2732 nt
Organism: Humulus lupulus (European hop)
Lineage: Eukaryota; Viridiplantae; Streptophyta; Magnoliopsida; Rosales; Cannabaceae
Product: receptor protein kinase-like protein ZAR1
Exons: 2
Coding region: 249-2405 (718 amino acids)
Biological process (GO): protein phosphorylation
Molecular function (GO): ATP binding; receptor serine/threonine kinase binding; protein kinase activity
Source: RefSeq, a predicted model, not a curated record